UAAACAAAAUUCUCUCUCAUUGAUCCAGAGGAAUUUUGCUACGCAAGAAGUGAAAUUAAUGCGAAAUUUCUCUCCGGAAUACGUAGAAGUCUCGCAAGUGAUUCACACACUGAAUCUGUUGCAUCAAAUCUGUUUGAUUUCUGAAAGUUGAUCGUAUUCCAUUUGCAUUUCUGAGAAGAUCGACCAUGGAUUCGGCUUGUUCGAACUUGGACUCAGUCUCAGCGUCGGAAGAUCGAGGUAACAAUUUCAUUGCUAUCGAUUCGGAGAGUAAGAAGGACGAAUCUGGCGAGACUGUUUCUGCAAGCUCAAAAAGUGGAAGAAGUAAGUUUUUGAAAGAGACAAACCAAUCCUCAAUGCACGGUGUUAACAAGUUUACAUCGCAAAUCAAGAAGCCUCCUCAUAGGAAGGUUUCCCCUAUCAAUUGGUUCCCUCGCAAGAAAGUGGACUCUUACUUGAAGAGGAAGAUCAAAAUGCUGCAGGAAGUAGAUGGCCUGAAUUUAACACUAGAUGAGACUCUAGGUGAUUCUAAUCCACAUUACUCGAGAGUAUUGAAAGAAAAGAUGGCAGCAAGAGAGGCAGCACAUAAAGCCCUGGAAGCUAGAAAAGCAGCAUUGGUCGAAACCUCUUGGUGUAGAAUACUCCAAGCGGCUAGAAUUCAAUGUAAAGAAGCUUUAGAACAGAUGUACCGAGCUGAGAAAACUGCAGCUGAAGCUUUUGAAGAAGCUGCGGUUAUGGGAGUGAUCAUGUUUGAUACACCAAAUUGUCCACAGAAGACUUACAAAAUGGAAACCUCAUCUUCUAGUGGUGCUGGGUCUACAACUCACACCAUCACAGCCUCUUUUGAGACAGAAUUUGAGGUUGAUAAGGAAGUGGCUGCAGCAGUAAAAACAGCAUUGGUUAGGCUUGCGAAUUGUUCUUUGAAAGAAGAUGACUUUAAAGAGCUUUUACGAAAAAUCUCUCAGAACCCAGAUAGUGAUAAUAAUGUAGACUCAUCUGAACUUUCUACUGAAUGUGAAUCAGAGAAUGACUUGGAUCUUGAUAAAGCGCCUCGAAAGGAUGAUUUAAGCUCUCACAACUUGGAUUUACAUUUGAAACAUAAAACUUUUGAGAAGGAGACCAAGAUUGAGGACUUGAUGUAUGAAAGGCUUAGGCGUUUGAAAGAAGAUGAACUUUCUUCUCUUGCCACCAUAGUAGCUACUUGUGGUUUGAAUGCCGCCUUGACCGAGGUAGAAAGUGGAAAGCUUCAUGAUGCAGGUUCCUCUGCAGUUCAGUCCUCUGUUUCAGCUCUUAACCUUCCUUGGAGAAUGCCCUCUGCCGGUUCUGGAAAUUACUUCAAUAAUUUGCACAAUGGGAGAAAGCAAGCUGAGUCCGAACUUCCCAGUCUAGACAAGUUCUUGGUGAAGCGUGUGACUAAAUUGGAAAGAGAGGUGCUUGAAGCAAAGAAUAGCAGAAAGAACGAAGAAAAGGAAUUGACCUCGGAGAACUCGGAAACAACGAUGGAAGGGAAGAUCGACUUAGAUGCGUCGCAAAACCUUCAAAAAUUGAGCAGUGUUCAUGACAAGAAAGUUGUUCCUAACUUGGAAAUUAUACUGACAAAGCCACCUUCAGAACUUGAGAAGGAAGUUAAAGAGACUAAUUGCAGGGGUGGAGAAGAACUCAAGAUCCAUAGCAACAAGUUGCAGGCAAGGCGUAAAGAAGUUGUUUCAGCAGUUCCUAGUCUUGAUAAGUAUCUCGUGAAACAUGUCUCACGACUUGAAAAAGAAGUACAAGAAGCAAAAAAUAGAAGAAAAGUUGAGCGGAUCGAAGAAAAUCGGGACAUAGACACAGAGGAAAAGGAAAAUGUUAGUAUGCCGAAGUCUUCACUGAAGAUGGGAAGGGAAAGGGAAGACAGCCUAGAUAAGAUCUUAGUGAAGCCGGUGCGAAGGCUGGAAAGGGAAAAGAUGCUGGCCGUGUUGGCUGAAAGUAACCAUGAUCAGCAAAGACAAAAUAAGAAACAGGUGGUUAAUAACCGCACACCUGAUUGCCAGAGCUUGGACAAAAUUUUAGUAAAGCACGUCUCAAGACUGGAGAAAGAGAAAAUGAAAUGCAAACCAGAGAACUUAAAGAGAAGUGAAAAAAGUAAGCAUUCAGAGAUCAAUGUUGAAGGUGGUGGAGGUUUGGGAGAUAUUCUGGUUAAACAUAAAUCAAGACUCGAACGAGAGAAGACGAUGUCGUCUUCUCAGGAACCAGAAAAUCAGAAGAGAAACUUUCUAUCGCGUCGUGAAGCUAGGGAGAGAGAUCUUCAGUCAGCCUGGGGAGGCUUAAGUUUGGGAGAUUCCAUGAGACCACAUCUCUCCAAACUUGAACGAGACAAGGCUGCCUGGAUCAAAGCUGAAGAGGAGGAAAGGAAGCAAGUUUUGAACCAAGUGUAGUCACCUCGACCCAACAAAGUGAGUAAUUUAUUGCCUGCCUGCCUUGAAUCACUGGCACUAACGGAUGUGCCUGAGUUCUUUAUCUUUAGAUAUGAUGAUAGCACUUUGCUAUUCUGAGUUGCAAUGUCCACAGAUUACUUUUAAACACUAUAUUAAGUAAGCCCCAUUAU
Cucurbita maxima (winter squash) is the source of this 2581-nucleotide messenger RNA. Its product is annotated as calponin homology domain-containing protein DDB_G0272472. The coding region runs from base 186 to 2411 and encodes 741 amino acids. The transcript is spliced from 5 exons. Lineage: Eukaryota; Viridiplantae; Streptophyta; Magnoliopsida; Cucurbitales; Cucurbitaceae. The record is from RefSeq and is a predicted model, not a curated record.